UACAAAGUAAAUGUCUAGAAUUGAAAAAGCUAAAGAGAUUGGAGGCGGUGGGAAGGUGAAGCUGGAAUUAAUAAUAAUAAUAUUGGUAAACUGAACUUUUUAUUUGUAAUUAUAUAAUUAGCACCUGCAGGACUAGCAACAGCGACAUUUCCACCUACAAAUUCUUUUCUGGAUUCUAUUUCAACACCCAUGGAUCAAUUCACUGACACAGCUCAACUAUUGAAUUUCUCCUUGGCCGAUCUAGGCUUUGGGUCCGAGACAGCGGGUUUGGAGUAUGGUAUCAUUGGUAAUAUGUUACAAAACCCAUUAACCGAUUUACAAACGGCAGCAACAACGACGGCAACUUCGUCAACUGCAACCGCUACGACUAUCAACGGUCAUAGCAUGCCAACAACGUCUACACCAACACUCACAACAACAACGACGACGACGACGACAAGCGGUACGAACCAUGUCGCCUCCGCCGUUGCCGCAGCUGCAGCAGCUGCAGGACAACAACAACAACAACAGCAAACUUUUCCUUAUGCACCAGCACAAUUUUCUACGUUAUUACCAAUGACAUCCUCUCCAUCGCCUACUACUACUACUACCGCAACAAAUAACCACAGCAAUAACCACAACGUUGGUGUUGCUGCUGCUAAUGGUAGCAAUAGCAUGACACCACCGUCCGAGAACAAAGCAUCACCGGGUCCACCUACGAUUAUGAAACGGGACAGUGUAUCAUCCGCCGGCAGCCAGCCUACGACGGGGGCUGCUGGUGGCAGCAGCAGCAACAACAACAACAUCAAGAGAAAACACAGCAAUCACGACAAGACACCAGAAGCUGUGUACAACAAUGUUCGCCGUCCGUUCAACUAUGCAGAAGGAUUCCAUUAUCUCAUCCAAUAUGUCAGAGAAAAAAUGGGUCGUGAGGAUCUGAUGAGAAUCAGUCGAGCGCUGGCGCUGUUCCGUCCAUCCUUCCUGGCACUGAUCAUGAACCUGACGGAAGAGGACCUGGUGUUUAUGGAAAAGUGUCUGCAACGGACAUUGCUGGAAUAUGAAAAGUUAAUUAGUUUCUCAGGAACACCCACGGUGGUGUGGCGACGGACAGGCGAAAUCUGUCUGGUUGGAAAGGAAUUCUCAUUGCUGACGCAGUGGCAGAGGGACUUGCUGCUGCACAAAAAGACGUACAUUUACGAACUGAUGGAUAAUGGAUCGGCCGUGGAGUACUGGGAGAAGUUUGCUACACACGCAUUCGACAAUACGGACAAGGCAUGUACGUUUUCCUGCAUAUUACGGACGCCGACGCACAAGGCGGUGCCCUGUACCUUUUGUUUCACCAUCAAGCGAGACAUAUUUGAUCUUCCGAGUGUCAUUGUAGGAAAUGUGAGUUUCUCUUUACUUAGGCCCUACUAAUACUACCGCUACCUUUCCUCCUUAAAUCUUAUGCCCUGCCCUGCCCUGCCCUGCCCCCCCCCUUGAUCGAACUAUCGUCAUCGGUCAUUUCCUC
Molecule: messenger RNA, 1489 nt
Organism: Zychaea mexicana
Lineage: Eukaryota; Fungi; Mucoromycota; Mucoromycetes; Mucorales; Lichtheimiaceae
Exons: 4
Coding region: 190-1395 (401 amino acids)
Biological process (GO): cellular response to starvation
Cellular component (GO): nucleus
Molecular function (GO): RNA polymerase II transcription regulatory region sequence-specific DNA binding; DNA-binding transcription factor activity
Source: RefSeq, a predicted model, not a curated record